Pelobates fuscus (common spadefoot toad) is the source of this 1028-nucleotide messenger RNA. RefSeq names its product thymidine kinase 2 (gene TK2). Lineage: Eukaryota; Metazoa; Chordata; Amphibia; Anura; Pelobatidae. The record is from RefSeq and is a predicted model, not a curated record. Gene Ontology annotation, cellular component: cytoplasm. Gene Ontology annotation, biological process: nucleobase-containing compound metabolic process. The coding region runs from base 30 to 734 and encodes 234 amino acids. The transcript has 10 exons. Gene Ontology annotation, molecular function: deoxynucleoside kinase activity; ATP binding.
CACCAGGGCUACACUCAAUAAUCUCAGCCAUGGAGCUUGGAGCAGCUGCGGACAGAGCACCACGGCAUCAGGGAAAAGGUAAUUUUCUAACCAAUAGGAAUAAAAGCACAACUAUCUGCGUGGAAGGGAACAUUGCCAGUGGGAAGACCAGCUGUUUAGAGUAUUUCUCAACUACAGAAAACCUUGAGGUUUUGAAGGAGCCUGUAGAAAAAUGGAGGAAUGUUCAGGGUCACAACCCACUGGCUUUAAUGUAUCAGGAUCCCUCCAGGUGGGGAUUAACGUUACAAACCUACGUACAAUUAACAAUGCUGGAUAUGCACACCAGGUCAUCGACCUGCCCUGUUAAAAUGAUGGAACGAUCCAUUUACAGUGCCAAAUAUAUAUUUGUGGAAAAUCUGUAUCGUAGUGGGAAGAUGCCUGAAGUGGAUUAUGCAGUUUUAACAGAGUGGUUUAAGUGGAUUACAAAGAACAUUGACCUCUCGGUUGACCUAAUAGUUUAUCUCAGGACAUCUCCUGAAACCUGUUAUGAGAGGUUGAAGAAGAGGUGUAGAGAAGAAGAAAAGGUUGUACCGCUGGAAUAUUUGAAUGCAAUCCAUAAUCUCUAUGAAGAAUGGCUGAUCAAAGAAACCUUGUUUUCAGUCCCAGCACCUGUACUGGUGAUAGACGCUGAUAAGGACUUGGAGGAGAUGAUGCAGCACUAUGAAGACAACCGUGGAAAGAUACUGUCAAUGUGAGACGGUAUAAUGUACAGGCUUAAUGGAAGCUCACAACAAGUCAUGGCUACUAGUAAUGACAGAAAACUGAUUGCCUUUUGCAUUCCAGCUUCUUUAUCCCAAAGUCUUCUCUUCCUCAUCCAACUCUCCCUGGUGCUUACGGCAAUGGAAAUCUUAGAAUAUCGGCUGCAUGGAUGGCUCUUUAUUAUGGAACAACUUACUUGUGUUAUUGAUUAACACGGGCCACCGUCUAUCUGGAUGAAGACACAUCUUAGAGGUUGUUCUGCACUUAAUUUAUUUGUAAAUAUUUUUUUU